Molecule: messenger RNA, 5690 nt
Organism: Oryctolagus cuniculus (rabbit)
Lineage: Eukaryota; Metazoa; Chordata; Mammalia; Lagomorpha; Leporidae
Source: RefSeq, a predicted model, not a curated record
CUGUGCGGCGCGAUGGGACCCUCCCCUCCGGCCUUCCUGGUCCUGGUCCUCGGCUGGCUCCUGGCAGGGCCGAGCCUCACGCGCUGCCAGCUCCCGCUACCCUCCAUCUCCCCCGGCGACAGCGAGAGGGUGGUGCCGCUGAACUCCUCUUUCACCCUGCGCUGCUCCGGGGAGAGUGAAGUGAGCUGGCAGUACCCCGUGUCCGAGGACGAGGGCCCCAGGGUGGACGUCAGGAGCGAGGAGAACAACACUGGCUAUUUUGUGGCCGUGCUGGAGGUGGGCAGUGCCACCGCGGCCCACACGGGCUUGUACACCUGCUACUACAACCACACGCAGACGGAGGACAGCGACGUGGAAGGCAGCCACGUGUACAUCUACGUGCCGGACCCGGACGUCGCCUUCGUGCCCCUGGGGAUGACCGACUACCUGGUCAUCGUGGAGGACGACGACUCGGCCAUCAUCCCGUGUCGCACCACCGACCCCGAGACCCCCGUCACCCUGCGCAACAGCCAGGGCCUGGUGCCCGCCUCCUACGACAGCCGGCACGGCUUCAACGGCACCUUCACCAUGGGGCCCUACGUGUGUGAGGCCACCGUGCGCGGGAAGACCGUGCAGACCAUCCCCUUCAACAUCUACGCCUUGAAAGCGACGUCGGAGUUGGAUCUGGAAAUGGAAGCGCUCCAGACUGUGUAUAAGGCAGGAGAGACGAUUGUGGUCACCUGCGCCGUCUUCAACAACGAAGUGGUGGACCUGCAGUGGACUUACCCCGGGGAGAUGAAGGGCAAAGGUGUCACAAUGCUGGAAGAAAUCAAAGUCCCCACACUCAAGCUGGUGUACACGCUGACGGUCCCCAGGGCCACAGUGAAGGACAGCGGGGACUAUGAGUGCGCUGCCCGCCAGGCCACCAGGGAGGUCAAAGAGAUGAAGAAGGUCACCAUCGCUGUGCAUGAGAAGGGGUUUGUGGAGAUCAAGCCCACUUUCAACCAGUCGGAGGCCGUCAACCUGCACGAAGUGAAGCAUUUCGUGGUGGAGGUGCGCGCCUACCCCCCGCCCAGGAUAUCCUGGCUGAAGGACAGCCGGACUCUGAUCGAGAAUCUCACGGAGAUCACCACGGACGUGGAGCAGGUGCAGGAGACGCGUGCCCGCAUCCAUCCUGGACUUGGUGGAUGACCACCACGCCCCCACCGGGGGACAGACGGUGAGGUGCACGGCUGCGGGCACGCCUCUUCCGGAUGUCGAAUGGAUGAUCUGCAAGGAUAUCAAGAGGUGUAACAAUGAAACCUCGUGGACGCUUUUGGCCAACAACGUGUCCAACAUCGUCACGGAGACCCACCCCCGGGGCGGGGGCGCCGUGGAGGGCCGGGUGACCUUCGCCAAGGUGGAGGAGACCCUUGCCGUCCGCUGCCUGGCCAGGAAUCCUCUGGGCACGGAGAACCGCGAGCUGAAGCUGGUGGCUCCCACCCUGCGCUCGGAACUCACGGUGGCGGCCGCGGUACUGGUGCUGCUGGUGGUUGUGAUUGUCUCGCUCAUCAUCCUGGUUGUCGUCUGGAAGCAGAAACCCAGGUACGAGAUUCGCUGGCGGGUCAUCGAGUCCAUCAGCCCCGACGGCCAUGAAUACAUUUACGUGGACCCCAUGCAGCUGCCGUACGACUCGCGAUGGGAGUUUCCGCGAGAUGGCCUCGUGCUGGGUCGCAUCUUGGGAUCCGGGGCCUUUGGGAAAGUGGUGGAAGGGACAGCCUACGGACUGAGCCGGUCCCAGCCGGUCAUGAAGGUGGCGGUAAAGAUGCUGAAACCCACGGCCAGGUCCAGCGAGAAGCAGGCUCUCAUGUCCGAGCUGAAGAUCAUGACCCACCUGGGGCCGCAUCUCAACAUUGUCAACUUGCUGGGAGCCUGUACCAAGUCAGGCCCCAUUUACAUCAUCACCGAGUACUGCUUCUAUGGGGAUUUGGUCAACUAUCUGCAUAAGAACAGGGACAGCUUCCUGAGCCGCCACCCGGAGAAGCCCAAGAAGGAGCUGGACAUCUUUGGGUUGAACCCUGCAGAUGAAAGCACACGGAGCUACGUGAUUCUGUCUUUCGAGAACAAUGGUGACUACAUGGACAUGAAGCAGGCCGACGGCACGCAGUACGUCCCCAUGCUGGAGCGGAAAGAGGUGUCCAAGUACUCGGACAUCCAGCGCUCGCUGUACGAUCGCCCGGCUUCCUACAAGAAGAAGUCCGCGCUAGAGUCCGAAGUCAAAAACCUCCUUUCGGAUGACAACGCGGAAGGCCUCACCUUGUUGGAUCUGUUGAGCUUUACCUACCAAGUCGCUCGAGGGAUGGAAUUUUUGGCUUCAAAAAAUUGCGUCCACCGGGACCUGGCCGCGCGCAACGUGCUCCUGGCGCAAGGGAAGAUUGUCAAGAUCUGUGACUUCGGCCUGGCCAGAGACAUCAUGCACGACUCCAACUACGUCUCCAAAGGCAGCACCUUCCUGCCCGUGAAGUGGAUGGCCCCCGAGAGCAUCUUCGACAACCUCUACACCACGCUGAGCGACGUGUGGUCCUACGGCAUCCUGCUCUGGGAGAUCUUCUCUCUCGGGGGCACACCCUACCCUGGCAUGAUGGUGGACUCCACCUUCUACAACAAGAUCAAAAGCGGCUACCGGAUGGCCAAGCCUGACCACGCCACCAGUGAAGUCUACGAGAUCAUGGUGAAGUGCUGGAACAGCGAGCCCGAGAAGCGGCCCUCCUUUUACCACCUGAGCGAGAUCGUGGAGAGUCUGCUGCCCGGACAGUAUAAAAAGAGCUAUGAGAAGAUCCACCUGGACUUCCUGAGGAGCGACCACCCCGCCGUGGCGCGCAUGCGUGUGGACACCGACAGCGCGUACCUGGGCGUCACCUACAAGAACGAGGAGGACAAGCUGAAGGACUGGGAGGGCGGCCUGGACGAGCAGAGGCUGAGUGCCGACAGCGGCUACAUCAUCCCCCUGCCCGACAUCGACCCCGUGCCCGAGGAGGACGAGGAGGACGGGGGCAAGCGCAACCGGCACAGCUCGCAGACCUCGGAGGAGAGUGCCAUCGAGACGGGUUCCAGCAGCUCCACCUUCAUGAAGAGAGAGGACGAGACCAUCGAGGACAUGGACAUGAUGGACGACAUUGGCAUGGACUCCUCGGACCUGGUGGAGGACAGCUUCCUGUGAGCCGCAGGUCCCCGCGCGUUCCCGGAGCUGCCCUGGGAUCCUUUUCAGAAAACCACUUUAUUUGCAAGGCAGAGGUGGAGAGGACGACGUGGGGGAUGCGGGACGAGGAGGCCCUGGCCCGGGAUUCCCCGGGGCGGGGCGGGGGGAGCCGUGUGACCAGCCUCGGAGGGGGAAUGGGACGCUUGGAGGUGGACGCUGCUGGCACUGCCUCUGGAUUCGCCAGCCUCGGCGGCGUGGGGGGUUCAAGGGCACGGUGGACCCCGGGAAGCGAGCUCUGGGUCUCAAGUCCACGUGCACAGCCGGAGUCGCGCUGAAGUUGCAGCGUCGCUGUUAUGUACAUAAAUCUGAACGCAGCCCUGGUGAGAGAUGCGUCCCGUCUCCUCUGGACUUCUGAGACACCACUCAGCCCAGCCGUGUCUUUCCCUGUCGGAGCCUGGCUGCCACUGGCUCUGGACUCCCAGUGUUGUACAAAACCACUUCGGAACCUUCAAAGGUGCUGGUCUUGGAGCAUCUUAGUCGUGCGUAGCGCAGAGUCAUUAACCAGCCUCGUUUAAUAGACGUGUGUCGUUUAGAAGCCCCAAGCCGCGUUUUCGUAUCGUAACCUAUGUUUGUAAUCAUACUACUGUCAUUAGUGAUGCUAAGUGUGUAACACGUAACACGGGCUCCUGCCCGAGAAAGCACAAGUUAAAAAACAAAAAAAAGAACCCUAAGUAGGUGACAGGUUUGCAACUUUUGACACUUUCUUUUUUUAAAGAGCUUAUGUUUCCCCAUAAAUGAUGUUGAUCACCGCAGUGGGUCGGACAUCAGAGAACAAGGUCACAGUUGUCCCGGAAGUCAUGGACUUUGGUUGUGUACAAGUAGCUCCCCCUGCCCGCGGUACUGAACGGGACGAGAGACGAGCCCAGGUCCCCGGUGUCAGAGUCCCCCGGGCCGGCAUCACCCUGAGGGAAAGAGCAGCAGAGAUCCUGUCUGGCCUCAAAGAGAAAGUGCUAGAAACCCGAGGCUGGGAGUGGGGGUGGUGGUGAGUGACGGCCGUGUGUGUGUGCCCCGGCUCUCUGGCCCCCAGGGAGCUGGCAGCCCGGAUCUGGAGUUGGGAGUGGAUGGGCAGCCGGCACCCAUGUUCUGUUCUGAUGAGCCACGUUUCAGGAGUGCUGGCUUGGGUUCCUGGGGGUUGCCGUGGGAAAAGCAAUGAUUUGCAAUUUGGAGCUGGGCUGGAGGGCCACCAUGCGGAAGCCUGCUGUGUAAGUCCCCGGCGCCUGGCUGUGCGUCCAGAUUGCUACCCUCAACUUAAUCCAGCCGGCUCAGCUGAGGGUCAGGGUCAGGACACUGGGCGUGGGCAGGUCUUCUUCAAGGUAAGGCCACUGCUUCUCCCUGCCUGGAGGGGACGGACCGGCUCCUGCCCGCCCGCACCCCCAGCCCGUGGACAAACACCUAUAGAAGUGAUGCCACUCACACUGCUGCCUCUCUGCACAGCGAGGCCAGCAUUUUGCUCCAAGAGGUGAACCAUUUCACUGCUAUACCGGGGUUAGACGGGACGAUGCACCGUGACUCACGCCGGCCAGGGUGGGUUCAUGGCGUUCUCGGCCGUGUUGCUUAAUUGCUGACACCCAGGGCGUGACACGUGCCAGGUGCGGGAGCCACCCCGAGGUGCUUUCUCAGCCACCCUCUGCGUGGCCAGUGUGUGCUCUGAGCUGGAUCGGCCAGCUAACAAGCUGACCGGGUUCUGUAGCGCCAGCGAGGCCUCGGGUGCCUCUGUGUGGCUGGAACCGCAGCUCGGGGGUCCUCGCUCCCUCACCUGCCCCUUGACAGUCACUGUUGUGGCCACUCUGGUCAUCGAAGCCCCAGGCUUGCACGUCACCACAAGACUGGGUGCAAAUCCGUGGCCAGGCUGAGCCUGGGGCCGCAUUGUUAGUUUUUGCUUUUUUUAAAAAAGUGUCCCAUGUAUCUCCAAUCUGUGUCCCGUUUGCUUCCUGCAAAAUCCCCAGAAAAAGACAAUUGGCCACUGCUUCCCACUCUUUGAUUUUUUUUUUUCCUGAUGACAAUCAAAGCCGGCGUGGGCGACGCAGCGUGCGGCUGUGCCCGCGCCGUGGUCUGCCCGCGUGCACAGAGCGGUCCUGUUUGUCUGAGAGGGACUUGUGAUGCAAUGAUGUUAUACAUCGAUGUGUACAUAUGUGUAUCUACGUAGGCCUGCAGAAUACUGCCAAAACAUGUAUGACGAGCUGUCUCACUGCCUUUGUUUAUAUUUUUUUAACUGUGAUAUUCCCUAUAGGCACAUUAACUGUUGCACUUUUGAAUGUCCAAAAUUUAUAUUUUAGACAUAAUGAAGAGAAGAAGACUUAAGGUGUUCCCCAAACAGUGUCGUGGAGAGUGUGUGAGGACGAACUGGUUGGGGAGGGAGGGUCUCCCGAAACAAAAUGUAUUACAGAUGCCCCCUGCCCCAUGCCCGUUUUCAUUUUAUGACAUGUAAAUGAAGAUCUUUAUAUUUCAAUAAAUGAUAUGUAAUUUAAAGUUA